GGCAUUGGGACUGGACUCAUGUCGCUCCCUGCCGCUUCUAAUGCAAGCCACACCUGGGUUCAAAUGGCUUUUGAUUAGGUGUGCAAUUUAUUCAACAAAAUGACCACCCACGUUGUGCAUCGACGGCUGACACCUCAUAAACAACAGAAGUCCCAAAACUCAUGGGCGGAGAGAUGUUUGAGCAUGCUAUUAAUAGCCGCUUCCGUAGCCCUUGGAUGCGCUGUCGUUAGCGCCUUGUUGCGGACCUUUCAACCGUUCUCGGCUUCUUUGCCGGUGGUGCUGCAACCUAAGGAGUCGCAAAACGCACCUGGACUUAGCACGCAGCUUGUCUUCAAGGAGCCCAGCCCCGAGGAGGUCUCGCGGCUCCGCAAGGCAGCACAAGUUCUGGAUCCAGAGCUCAUGGAACAGAUACCGGAGGCUUUCAACAGCAGCGUAAGGAACCCCUGCUGGACCAGCCCAAGCGGCGAGUUCAAGUGCUUGCCGUACUUCUACGUCACUGGCUUGUUUCAUGCGGGUGGCCUUACCCUGGGCAACAUGCUGCGGGAGCAUCCGGAGGUGGUCGUGGACGCCUGCACGGGCUGCCAGUUCUGGGGCGAGGAGGGCAAAAAGAUGGGGUUCUACCUGGACCACAUGCGCGAGGCGGCCAAGGCCAUCCAGGCGGCCCCGGAUACCAAGGUGCUUAUGGACGGAUCCGCCUCCACGUUUGCCUUUUACUGGGCAGGCGGGGGCAAGGCGCACAGGGGUUUCGCGGAGGCCAUGCAGCCCUGCUACCGCAGCUGCGUGGACUCCAUGCACAAGGACAAGGUGCCGGUGGAGGAGUGCAUGGACAAGAAGUGCUAUAACAUGAGCCUGGCAGCGGAUGUGCAGCGCGCCGUCUCCGCCGGCAUCGAUUACGAUACAGAGGCGCACAACCCGCUGCUGGUGCGGGCAGUGUACGGCAACCGCCCGCCCAAGAUGAUCCUGGUGGUUCGGGACCCCAUCCCGCGCCUCUACUCGGCCUUCAUGGGCUACCCGCACUACUACGGGAAAUACGGCAAGACCAGCGCCGGGUUCACUGCCUACGUGAAGGAGCAGGUGGGCGCCUUCCGCACCUGCGCGGCCAGCUACGGGGAGCGCCGCUGCGCGCUGCUGUUCGAGGCGUUGGGCGCGCGCGAGGAGAAGGUGUACUUCCAUGCGGAUCAGCUGAUGCGCGGCAUGUACGGGCUGUUCCUGGAGAUCUGGUACCGCUUCAUCCCGCCCACCAACUGGAUGGUUGUCCACUCGGACGACUUCUUCAGCCAGCCCAAGGACACGCUCAAGCGCGUGAUCGACUUCCUGGGGCUCAAGCAGGUCGACGAUGCAGCACUGGAGAAGAUGCGGGCUGCCGGCAAGCCGAACACCUACACCACUGGCCAGCCGCCUAUGGAGCCCGAGGCUCGGAAGCUGCUAGCGGAGCUGUACACGCCGUACAACUCCAUGCUAGCGAAGCUGACGGGCGAUAAGCGGUACGAACAGUGGAACCAGCAACCGCCGGCGCAGCAGGCAUGAGCACAGCAGCGACGACAGUGGCAGCUAUAGGGGGGUGUGAGUCUAGGCGUGCGACGUUGCUGUAAGGUCAUGUGUGUCCGGCGGGGAGGAGGCGCACUGGUCCGUCUCUAGAUUCGGUUCUUGAACAGCAGAAGCUGGUGCGGGCGAGCGCGCGCUUGCAGGUCGAAGAAGUGCAUGGUGUGUUUGCGUGGUUGCGGGUUUACAUGCAUGCGCCGACAGGCGCUGAAUGGGUUACCUGUGCCUUACUCUUUUGGGGUGGUUAAAUUGCAUGAAUACUGACCUCUACCCUAACAGUUAUAGCGGCUUUGAUUGUUCCCGGGUCUAGUAAGACGGGGCCCGUGUUCAGAAAACUAGCCGCGAGUAGGAACGUACUGGGCCCGUGUAUGGUUUGGCACUUGGCUCCGUGCUAGAGCCCUGACGCGGUGAUCGGGGAUGAGGCUAUGUGAUCUCGGUUGCCCGCUCUUGGUUCCAUUUAUGCCAUGGUGGUUUACUACUUUCGUGAUAAUCCGCUUGUAGUACUGUGUGCGUGCGGCUCGUAUUUUCGGGGAUACGGUAGGAUCACUAAUCACUAGGCACAUGCAGCCGGACGUGUGGUAACUGAAGCCGCAGAACCGACACCUGGCGACCCAACACAUGUGUGUGUGUGUGAUUAUGUAAGUGGGCUGCUGACCCGGUCUGAGGCUGGCUUUGCACAGGGGUAUGCCCGGGCGUUUAGCUUGGAGGCCCCCACGAAGUCCCACGUGGCUGUAAGUAAACGCACCGAGACCGUCCGGGUUGUCCAUGUAUAUGGCAUGUGUG
Molecule: messenger RNA, 2325 nt
Organism: Astrephomene gubernaculifera
Lineage: Eukaryota; Viridiplantae; Chlorophyta; Chlorophyceae; Chlamydomonadales; Astrephomenaceae
Source: the annotation of a GenBank genome assembly